Messenger RNA from Ictalurus furcatus (blue catfish), 1457 nucleotides. Its product is annotated as transcription factor HES-5-like. Gene Ontology annotation, molecular function: protein dimerization activity; DNA-binding transcription factor activity, RNA polymerase II-specific; RNA polymerase II cis-regulatory region sequence-specific DNA binding. Gene Ontology annotation, cellular component: nucleus. The transcript is spliced from 2 exons. Lineage: Eukaryota; Metazoa; Chordata; Actinopteri; Siluriformes; Ictaluridae. Gene Ontology annotation, biological process: regulation of neurogenesis; anterior/posterior pattern specification; regulation of transcription by RNA polymerase II. The coding region runs from base 501 to 971 and encodes 156 amino acids. The record is from RefSeq and is a predicted model, not a curated record.
GUACAAACAUUUUUAAAAAUGCUCAUUAGCUUUUAAGCGUUUAAAAUAAUCAGGCUAUAAUUAUUCCCCUUCCUAUCUUGAACAUUUGUCAAAUUUAGAAAUGUGUGUGAGUCAGAUAAGAAGAAUAAUGUUUUAUUUUUAUGCCAGUGGCCCUUGGGAAAAUAUCAGACUCUCAGUCCCCAGUUGUAGACGGCUUAUCAGUCAAAGGGAAGGUUCCCAGGUAAUAAAAGUCUAACAACCUGUCUUGUGCUACUGAUAUCUAGAAGGCCAUCCCCACUGUGUGGGCCAUGAGGCCUGUUAACCAUGGAAUAAUUGAUGCCUCAUCUAUUGUCGAAGACGCCGCACCCACUGGCCUCUGAGUGUGGGAAACUUAAUCCUGCCUGGGACUCAUGCCUUUAUAAUGCUAAUGCACUCCUAUAAAUAGGGCAGAGAGGGAUCCUCACUCCAGACCACAUCUAACUUGCUCUCCUCAGAGAAGCACAAGCUCUCCUUCUGAAACGAUGGCUCCUGCGUACAUGAAUUCUGCUGACUACUCAAAGCUUUCCAACAAGGAAAAACAUAAACUACGAAAACCAGCGGUGGAAAAAAUGCGCCGUGAUCGUAUCAACAACUGCAUUGAGCAGCUUAAGGUGAUGCUGGAGAAAGAAUUCCACCAGCAAGACCCCAACACCAAGCUGGAGAAAGCUGACAUUCUGGAGAUGACUGUCAUCUUCCUGAAGCAGCAGCUGCAAAGCCAGAUCUCAGCGCCUCAGAAAGCUCACUGUGGCGGCUACUCUCAGUGCUGGAAGGAGACCGUGAACUUCCUGUCUGCCAACUCCAAACUGGACGUGACGCUUCAGCAUCUCAACCGCUGUCAGGAAGCCCAGAGAACACAGAAAGAUUUCCCAGUGUCUCCACGUUCCUCCCAGACCCACCAGGCUCCUGUCAAGCAGGACAUCAAUGUAAACAGAGCUGUGUGGAGGCCUUGGUAGGGACACUGAGCACAGAGACUCUCUCAUGUUAACCAGAUGGUAGUUUCACCAUUUCUUAUGAUGUAGGAGAUUUGUAUUUCCACCUAUUUACAAUAUGGAUUUUGAAAGAAACAUUCUUCUCUUUGAGAAGCAGUUAAUGGACAGAUUCUUCAUAUUGAAGAUAUGCUGACUUUAUAAGUUUGCUUUGUCAAGUAAUUUUUUACAGAAUGUAUGCAUGUCUUCACUAGUUCUGCUUAGAAUAAGCAUUUUAAUGACUUGUUGGAUUAUGUUGUUGUAAUCCUUGAUUUUGCCUUUGGAAAACACAGUUGAGAAAUUGUACGUUUUUUCAUCUUGGUUCUAUAAUGCACCGAAAUGAAUAGUUGACACUGUGUGUCUGGUGUUGUUGCUUAAUAAAGACAAUUGAAUUAUUAAAUAAACUUAUGACUUUCUUCUCAAAUUCUUUAAUAAUCCUGCUACACUGUUACAACAUGUACACUUCAGAUCUUA